AAAAUACAAACAAAGCCAGUUCAAAAUGGCGGAAACCGGCGAAAAAACGUUGUUGAAGGAAGUUGUUGAAUCGGAAGAUUUACUUUGUCCCCCAUCGAAAAAGCAAAAGAUAACAGACGCGGCGGAUGACGCUCAAGAGUCCAUUCAUACGAACAUAAAAAAUCUAGCUGAUUUUACAAUCGAUAAGGUAUUGAGUAAUAAUACGAAAUGUAAAUCGGUGUCCCUGUUGGGUUCGUUUGAGGGUGUUGAUGGAAAAGGUUUGGUGAUUUUGGAGAAAACUGCGUUUGAAGAUGAUCAUUUAACAACAAACAGUGAAUACUUUCAUAAAAACAAUUCGUUAAAUAAAAUUUAUCACAACAAUAUUUAUGGGAAUUAUGAGUAUUUAGUUAAUGGAAGCUUAAAUUGUUUAAAAGCAAUAAUUGUUCAUCCUGCGACUGAUAGAGAAAUUCAAAAAUAUUCCAUUAGUACAUUUCAUAUUGUAAAUGAAACUGGGGAAUUAUAUAAAGAAGUGGUUUUACCAAUUGUUGAGAAAAAGUGUGAUAAUAACCUAGAAUGGGUGUAUAACAUUUUAGACCAUAAAUGCGAAGCUGACAGGAUAAUUUACGAAGAUUCUGACCCUAAAAUUGGUUUUGUUUUAUUACCUGAUUUAAAAUGGAACGGAACUACUCUUGAUAAUUUAUAUUUAAUAGCAAUAGUAAAAGUGAGGGGUUUAAAAUCAUUAAGAGACCUAACCGAAGAACAUCUCCCAUUAUUAAGAAAUGUAAUGACUAACGGUUCUAAAGCAAUAGAAGAUAAAUAUGGGUUACCAAAAUCUCAACUAAGAAUAUAUCUUCAUUACCAACCUUCUUAUUAUCAUCUUCACAUUCAUUUUUCUUAUUUACGACAUGAAGCGCCUGGUAUUUUGGCUGAAAGGGCUCAUCUUUUAGCAAAUGUGAUAAAUAACAUUGAAUUAUUACCUGAUUAUUAUCAAAGGGUGACUUUACCGUACACAAUUCGCGAAACGGAUGAUAUAUUUAAAGCGUUUGAACAAAGUGGUGUGUUAAAGAAAGUUGUGAGGGAAAUUAAAAAUAAUGGGGACGAGAAAUAAUGCGUUUAAAAAUUUUAUAAUUGAAAUACGUCCGAAACUUCAAUCAAUUAAUGUUAUUGUAAAUUUAGAAUUAGAUGUUAAGUGUUUAGGAAAUAAUUGGGAUGUUAUUUAUGAUGGUAAAUCGUUUGUUGUGGGCACAAAAUUAUUUGAAAUACCAUAUAGUGACAAAUUUUUAGUUCCAGAUAAAAUUAGUUGUAUUAAUGUUAAUGAGAAUUUCUUAUCAUUUAAGUGUUUUACAAAAAAUGAUUUAGGCACAUUUUCAUCUCAAGUUCUUUUACCGGAUAUUCAUCAAAAUAAUCGAACCAAUUUAGAUAUAGAGAUUAAAAAAAACGUUGAUUAUCAGAUGCAAUGUAUUAAAUGCUCAACGUUUUUAUCAGAAAAUAUUUGUUUUAAAAAAAUCCUACCUCUUCCAUCAGAAAAUAUUGAUAGUUCUAAUUGGUUUUGCCACGGUCAUAAAAAUAUAAAAUCUUUAGAUCCAGAUCUAACCGAUUUCUUCUACAUUUAUUCUUACAUUCAUUUAAAUUCAAAUUUAUUUAAAAACAUUUCUAAAUCAUCUAUAAUUUCUUGUAAAACUUGUUCAAAUUGGUUAGGAGUUGUUUUAAAUUUUGAUUCAUUUAGAAUUUGGUCAAAUACUAUCUCUUUCUUACAUGACACUAAAUUAUUCAGCACUGACCCUUUAAAUGAUGCUUAUUUUGUAAUAAAAUCAUUAUUAAACGACUCAGUUCUUGGUACAUGCAAAAUUAUUUUGCAUUGUUUCAUUUCUGACGAUGAAAGUAAUUAUAUUCUUUUGUGGAUAUUAGAAAGAAAUAUUAAUGUUAUUUUUGGAACACCUAACGAUUAUUCAGAUAAAUAUGUUUCAAAAAUAUUAUAUAAAUAUGUUAGUGAUUGCGACGACUUGGUUACUCAAUGGGGUAAUGAUCCCAUAAUCCCCACAGUACAAAUAUCAAUCAAUAUGAUAGCCGAGUUAAAUAAAUAUUUAGAUAAAAUGAACUUAUUAUUACCGAAAAUAUUUUCUACAUCAAACGUAUUCAAAGUUUCUUAUUUACCACUUAAAUAAAUCAAAAAUUAACUGUUACUUCAAUUCAUAAAUAAAAUAAUUUUUUACGUA
Onthophagus taurus is the source of this 2195-nucleotide messenger RNA. It is a transcript of the gene Dcps, whose product is annotated as Decapping enzyme, scavenger. Gene Ontology annotation, cellular component: nucleus; P-body. NCBI's taxonomy places the organism in Eukaryota, Metazoa, Arthropoda, Insecta, Coleoptera, Scarabaeidae. Gene Ontology annotation, molecular function: RNA 7-methylguanosine cap binding; hydrolase activity. Gene Ontology annotation, biological process: deadenylation-dependent decapping of nuclear-transcribed mRNA. The record is from RefSeq and is a predicted model, not a curated record.